CUGGUCCUUAAAAUUGUACAGCAACAGAAUAUCGAGGAUUUUAAAACUUUAGAAAAGAAACUACACACAUCGGGAACAAAGUAUAUUUGUUCACAUACCUUACCUCACAUCGUUGCUGCAUAUGGAUCAACAGAAAUGGUAGGAUGUAUGAAGACUUGGGACCGAAUCGAGUGGGACGAGGAAUGUGAAAUCUCCGAACACAUAUUUGGGAAAGCACUGAAAGAAGUUACCAGAGCCACAGCAUUGUAUUUAGCAACCUUCAUGGAUAGAACAGACAUGGUACGCUCGCUCAUUAGUUGCGCAGGAGAAGACAACAUCAAAUGCUGUAUUCGAAACUUAGACCUUAGUAAUCGAAUGGAAGAAAUUUUCAUGUUAGAACUAGCCGAAAAGUUAAAGAUGAAACAUGUUGAUCUCACACCCGCCGUCAUUCCAGGGCAUAGUAGUGAUGAGGAAGGCAAACGUACAUGGACGUUUAUUGUGUAUUCAAAACAGGUCGUUAAAGCUUCUAGUUAUAAACUUGAUGAUCUUGCUUUGGUAAAGAUUCGAAAUCCAUACAUCUAUACAAAAGAGGUGGAUUGCAGUACAGUCAAGCAAAACACAAUUUCGGCUGAAGAUGCAAAACGGGCUGAAAAGGCUCUAUCAAUUCACAGGGAGAUGCUCUGGAGGAACCACAGCAACUUGAAUAUCAUCGGCGUCAGUCCGUUUAUUUACCGGGAAAACGGAGACGUUAUAGAAAAACCUUGCAUAGCUCUUUACUGUAGUACAAAGGGCAUAGUGCCACUUGGAGACCCCGUGUUCCCAAAGAAGCUAGACAUUGGAGAAGGGGACUUUAUUGAUGUUGAUGUGCACGAAGGUUUCUUCAGACGUGGAGCAUACACAACAGAGCCGGCUAGUUGCUACCACCAAACACUCAAAAUGGGCUGCAAUAUCGGGCGAUCGACACCGGAGUAUGAUGCACAAGGGAACCCUCGUCAAUUUAUUGGUGGCACACAUGGACCUUUUGUCAAAUUCAAUAACAAGAUAGGGUUUCUCACUUGUGCACAUGUGCUGUUUGAUAUUCCAGUCCAGACAAUGAGUGUAGAUUUCCAACACGACGGUACAAACCAAAUAGAAAUCGUACAGCCUUUCGUCGAUUCGAGAAUUCACAGCGGUUUAGCAUGUGGACAUGUUCAAAGAGCAAUUUUCGAUCCUCAAAGGAACCCAAGCAUCGAUGUCGGUGUUAUUGAAAUCACUGAUUCAAAUAGGAUCCCAUCAAGAGGGCAGUUCGCCAACGAAAAACAUAGCAGCUACAUAAAUGCAGGAUUUGACGAACUACCCGAGUACAACAGUGGGUCUAUCCAACGAGACUUAACUCAUUUUGGUACUACGCACAUUGUUUUCAAAUUUGGCAGCGAGAGUGACAUAACGAAAGGGACACUAGACGUGUGUGGGGUAGAUGUAAGGCCAUUGUCGAUUAUAAUGGGCUUACCUAGAUGUUCAGGUCAGGUCCAGAUGAAUGACCAAUACCAAGUAUUUGGAGCCAAUCCAACAAUGACGUUUUCUCAGCUUGGCGACUCGGGCUCUGCGGUGUUUAUGAAAACAACUGGUACCGAUCAAUUGACAUGUAUAGGUAUGGUUAUCGGAAAUGCGUACAUGGGUGCCAACCCAUUCCCAGCAACAGUUGUUACACCUAUCGGUGCAAUAUUGGACGCUUUAGGUCAAGAUUACUCCAUAGCAUCGUUUCCAUAG
This is a messenger RNA of Ylistrum balloti, 1728 nucleotides long. RefSeq lists its product as uncharacterized. The record is from RefSeq and is a predicted model, not a curated record. The transcript is spliced from 2 exons. The coding region runs from base 136 to 1728 and encodes 530 amino acids. NCBI's taxonomy places the organism in Eukaryota, Metazoa, Mollusca, Bivalvia, Pectinida, Pectinidae.